Seminavis robusta is the source of this 972-nucleotide messenger RNA. The record is from the annotation of a GenBank genome assembly. NCBI's taxonomy places the organism in Eukaryota, Bacillariophyta, Bacillariophyceae, Naviculales, Naviculaceae.
AUGCACGACAAAGUUUGCACCGCAAUCGCCAAAGUGGGGUCCGCACCAGUGAUGCAAUGGGCCCGUGAAAAAGGAUUUCCACUGUACGAAGAAUCCUAUGUCCUCUGCAACGUAGCAGCAGAAAACGGGAAUAUGGAUAUUCUCAAAUGGGCUCAUGAAAAUGGCUGCUCAUGGAACGAACGGACAUGUGCAAAUGCUGCUAUGGGUGGGCAUUUGGGUGUAUUGCGGUAUGCCCGCGAAAACAGCUGCCCAUGGGACAAAUACACAUGUGCCAAUGCUGCCCAACAUGGCCAUUUGGCAACUCUGAAGUACGCCCAUGAACAGGGCUGCCCAUGGGACAAAUGGACAUGUUGCUAUGCUGCAAAAAAUGGCCAUCUGGAAACUCUGAAGUAUGCCCAUGAACAGGGCUGUCCAUGGGACAAAGGCACGUGUAAUGUUGCGGCUAAGAGUGGUCAGUUCGAUGUAUUGAAGUAUGCCCAUGAGAAUGGCUGUCACUGGAAUGAAGAAACUUGCAUGUAUGCUGCUGGGAGUGGUCAUUUGGAUAUUCUCAAGUAUCUUCAUGAAAAUGGUUGCCCAUGGGACAAAUACACAUGUGUCAAUGCUGCGCAUGCCCAAAAUGGCCAUCUGGCAACUCUGAAGUAUGCCCAUGAAAAUGGCUGCCCAUGGGACGAAUACACCUGUUGCAUGGCUGCUAAGGGUGGCUAUUUGGAAAUCUUGAAGUACGCCCAUGAGAAUGGUUGUCCAUGGGACGAAGGGACUUGUAUCCAUGCUGCCCAGUUUGGACAUCUGGAAGUCCUGAAGUUUGCUCAUGAACAUGGCUGCCCAUGGGACAAACGGACUUGUUACUGGGCUGCGUACUAUGGGCACUUGGAGACAUUGAAGUAUGCCCAUGCAAUUGCUGUCCUUGGGAUCGUUCUUCGGUCAUGGCAGCCGCAUGGGUCUAUGGGUGCAGGGAUGUCAUCCAAUGGGUAA